GUUUCGAAGAUGAGAAAGUAGAGUAACCAAACUACUCAGAAAAAAAUUGAGCAUGGCAUCUUCCUCCUGCGUUCACAGAAACGCCGUGCCGGAGCGAGUGAUGACCGAGUUGACUCGCGGCCGGGAGAUAGCCGACCGGAUCCGGCUCAUGCUGCGCGAGACCGGAUUCGAUGGCUCGGCCGGUUCAGUUUUUCCGGUUCAGAGCCUUGUGAGCCAGCUCCUGGACACCUUCACUCACUCUCUCGCCAUGCUUCGCGACGGCGGCGAGUCGGAUGAGGCUUCUCAGGCUCCUUCCGCCGCCAAAUUGGAGGACUCCGGCGACAGUUGCAAGACGCCGGCGGCCAAGGAUCGCCGGGGAUGCUACAAGCGAAAGAGAAGUUCGGAGACAAGGAUCAAAGAGAGCUCGGAUUUAUUUGAAGAUGGGCAUGCAUGGAGGAAAUAUGGACAAAAAUCCAUCCUUAACGCCAAACAUCCUAGGAACUACUAUAGGUGCACUCAUAAAUUCGACCAAAAAUGCCUAGCCACAAAACAAGUCCAAAAAAUCCAAGACGAGCCCCCUCUAUAUAGGACAACCUACAACGGCCAACACACUUGCAACAAGUCAUCCCUCCACCACCACGUCGUCCCCGCCUCGCCGGAUUCCUCCUCCGUCAUGUGGAGCUUCAAUUCGAUCAAACAGGAGGAGGAGAUUCAAAUGAAAACACCGGACGAGUACUACAUAUCGCCCCACCACUUUUCGCCCAUGUCUUCGGAUGUGUACUCUUGCUCUCAUAGUAUUGAGGAUGUGGAUGACAUUGUGGGCUCCUUCGAAGAUUAUUUCGAAUUUGAAACCUUAAGUUGACUUCGAUUAUCUCUACUUAAUUUUCUAUAUAUAGUUGGAAUAAUUAAUUUAGAACUUGCUCAAUAUGUGUCAUGUAGUACUAGUUAGUGUGUAGAGGUACGUUUUGGGCUAGACUAGACUAGACUACUCCAUGUUGUAGCAUUUAUUUUAUUUACUCUUUCGGGUGCAUGUAUGUGUAUAUAUUUAACGUAUAUAGUGUUCACACUUCAAAAUAUAUAUUUAAUUUCCAUUUAUGUAUCA
This is a messenger RNA of Salvia miltiorrhiza (redroot sage), 1081 nucleotides long. RefSeq names its product probable WRKY transcription factor 70. Gene Ontology annotation, molecular function: DNA-binding transcription factor activity; sequence-specific DNA binding. NCBI's taxonomy places the organism in Eukaryota, Viridiplantae, Streptophyta, Magnoliopsida, Lamiales, Lamiaceae. Gene Ontology annotation, biological process: regulation of DNA-templated transcription. The record is from RefSeq and is a predicted model, not a curated record.